AGCUUUGUGGCUCAACUAAGCAAUACAGCUCCAAAAACAGUGAGCAAUGGCUGAAGCACCUCCUCUCCAUGGCGAAGACAAGGAAGAAAUAGCUGAAAUCGAGGGCGUGACAGCUGAUGCCUAUACCAGUGUCGCCCAGCAAAGGGCAUCAGAUAGGAAACGCCGAGAACAAGCAGAGGAUAGAAGAGAAGACCACAAGCCAAAGUUCAUUCAACCGCAAAAGGAGAAGCGCUUCAAGAUCUACAUGAAGUAUGAAGGCCGCAAGGGCCCACCAGCUUGGAUCAAGUCAAGACUUCCAAAGCAUGGAGGAUUUGAGGACGGAGCAUCUGUAGCAAUCAAGAAGAUGUUCGUGAACUUCUACAACCGCGUGCGAGAGAUGUUGUCGGUCCACAGUGUGCACCUGCGAAGCGAGACUGGCAUUGCUAUCCCUGAUGAGGACUCGAUCGCUGGCUACGUCGGAUAUGGUGGUCUGAUCUAUGUAGUAGACGGGUCAUCUCCGGGAAAAUUGCCAGAAAAUGUCGUGUACUUCUGGGGCUCCAAUUCUUGGAGCGACCCGAAAGGUGACACGCCGUCACCGGUCUUGACCCUGCAGCGAAAAAGAAUAAGUCAGAUCAGCGUGGGCAAAGAACAUGCUGUGGCGCUGACGGAAGGUGGCCGAGUUUUUGCCUGGGGCAAGAAUGACUUUGGACAGCUUGGAACAGGUGACGAGGAGAAUCGGGCACUUCCAUCGUAUACAGAGCUCCCAUACGAGACUUACAUUUCACAAAUUGCUGCUGGAGGCAACUACACCAUCGGUGCCACCAAGCGAGGAGAAGUGUGGAGUUGGGGAAGGUUCCAGGCCUCCAACUUUCCGAGACUCUUUACGGACACCUGGUGUAAUGGCUACGAAGCCAAGGGAGAGAUGGGCCUAAAGGGUCUCAAGAUUGUUCGAGUUUGUGCCGGUGACCAACAUAUGGGUGCGCUGACGAAGGAAGGGAAGCUCUACACAUGGGGCUACAAUGAUUUUGGCCAGCUUGGCUGGGGCUUGCAUGGUGAAGGCAGAGUUGGACAGCAGAGACCGAAUCAGGUCAAAGGUUUGCUGGAGAAUGAGGAGAUCAUAGAUUUUGCUUGUGGAGGCGGCCACACUGUGGCUGUCACCAAAAAUUGCCGAAUUUUUGGCUUUGGAUCAAACACCAAUGGUCAGCUUGGCCAUGCGAUGCGCCAAUGCUUUCCAGAGCCUGUUGAGAUUCCAUUGGGCGAUCCAGUGUCAAAGGUGCGUGCUGGCUGGCAGUGUACAGCAUACAUCACUGAGAGUGCCCGCCCUAUCAUUUGUGGUGGCAUCCGAGCCGAGGGGCCCAGUGUCGCUGACAUGCAAGCUGGUGAGGAUGGUGAGGGACCUGCGCCGGAGAUGUCCAGAGGAGGCUAUGGCGGCGGCCCUCAACCAGAGGCUGGUGUGAUGGACAUGGUCAGCACCACUGGUGUCGAAGUGAUGACCGAAGUGGUCACCGAAGCGUCAGUGGGCGAGGCACACGGAAUUUUGGUGUGCUACGAUGGUACCUUGCGUGGCUGGGGGUACAACCGGCAAAAGCAAGCAAUAGGGGACGAGACGGACGACACCUUUGUGAAGCCACAGGCGGUAGAUGACAUACCAUUUGACGCCUACAAGGGGCUGUCGGUUGCAGUUGGUGGUGCUCAGAGCUAUGCCAUCAUGCAACCACGUCAUCCAUAGGGGUGUGAUGUGUUUUGCACAGUGAUCCCUGGAAAUAACAGCUGCAAGUAGAAGCACUCGCUGAAAUGAGCGUGAGUGCAUGUCUGUGUAUGUGUUCUCGAAUUUGUGCAGAUGGUAGACUGCAAUGCUCUUGCGCUUGCUCAUUUGGUUG
This is a messenger RNA of Durusdinium trenchii, 1859 nucleotides long. NCBI's taxonomy places the organism in Eukaryota, Dinophyceae, Suessiales, Symbiodiniaceae. The record is from the annotation of a GenBank genome assembly.